Verruconis gallopava is the source of this 2796-nucleotide messenger RNA. RefSeq lists its product as uncharacterized. The coding region runs from base 213 to 1964 and encodes 583 amino acids. The transcript is spliced from 4 exons. The record is from RefSeq and is a predicted model, not a curated record. NCBI's taxonomy places the organism in Eukaryota, Fungi, Ascomycota, Dothideomycetes, Venturiales, Sympoventuriaceae.
CUCUGCUUACGCCCCGAUGCUCUCCCCACAAUAUCUCUUCGUGUGUUGAAUUAGCUGCUCAGGCUGAUUGUGCACAUUACCAAGGCUACCAUCAUAGCAGCUCACCCUCUGUCUGAUUUAUAGCAUAAAUAUAUAUCUAUAGGCUUAAUUUCGCUACAAAUCAAAGUUCGGGCUCGACGUAAACCAGGACUACAAGCUGAGACAUUGAAAGCAUGCCCAGACCAGAUAGAACUAAGCUUGGCCCAACUGUGCGCAUAACACAUUCAUCGUUGAUCAAUUUUCUUGUGAUAGCUGGAUUUGGGUUGCUAGUGUAUAAGUUCGCACGCACAAGGAUCCUUGAUCUACCGUUAUGGCAAGAGUCACCUGUUGUCGCCUCACGGAAUCUUUUUGAGGAAAAAUGCUUGAAAUUUAGACCGCAAUUGCUCAACAGCAAGUUGGAAGUGAUCGAGUACCUAGAGGCCGGUAACAGAGCUAGCCUCAAACAUCGAGAUCUAACCUGCGGGGGGCCGGCGGAAUCUCAAGCCGUCUCCCAGGACAUCUGUCGCAUAGCCCUGUAUGUGGAAACAUCUGCAAUAUCUGGAAUUCAUCUCGAGGCAUGGAUACCAAGAUCCUGGAACUCACGCUUCCUCGGAAUUGGCAACGGAGGGCUCAAUGGCUGCCUUGAUUAUGCAAGUUUGGUGUACGGUACAUCCCAUGGCUUUGUAGCAUUGGCUUCAAAUAACGGUCACAACGGCACAAAAGGACUACCUUUUUACGACAAUCCUGAGGUGUUGCAUGAUUUUGCAGACCGCGCUAUUCAUGUGUCUGCUCUCGCUGGGAAAGCGAUCACUAGACAAUUUCAUGGGGUCGAAGAUUUCAAUUCUUACUUCCUAGGAUGCUCACAGGGUGGCAGACAAGGAAUCGCUAAUGCAAUGAAAUUUCCCAACGACUACGACGGCGUUGUUGCCGGAGCACCAGCGCUUGAUUUUAACAGCCUGGUCUCAUGGAGAGCUUCUUUUUACCCUCUUACAGGGUCAGAUGAUUCGAGUGAAUUUAUAUCUUCGAAGAAGUGGUCAAACCUCAUUCAUGACGAGGUUCUGCGACAGUGCGAUGACCUUGAUGGCGUAAGAGAUGGAAUCAUUGAAUAUCCAGAUCUUUGCGAUUUCAAACCCGAGGUUCUGCUCUGCAAGCCUGACACACCUGACGUCAACCUGUGUCUAAGCACGGCUCAAGUCAAACAAGUCCAACAGAUAUUCUCACCGUACACACAUUCUGACGGAUCCUUGAUUUAUCCGGGAAUGCAGGUAGGAAGUGAACAGCAGGCAGUUGAUCGCCUCUAUUCUGGAAAACCGUUCACCGAUUCUGAAGAUUGGUUUAAAUAUGUUGUGCACGCCGAUCCCCAAUGGGAUCCAGCCAUGUACACAACAGACGAUGCAAGAAAGGCCCAGAAACUCAAUCCUUUCGAUAUCCGCACUUAUCCAUCUCAUCAUGAUCUCAUUGAAUUUCGAAAGAAAGGUGGCAAGCUCUUGGUGUAUCAUGGUAUGCAAGAUCAACAAAUCACCGGUCAUAACACCGCUCGCUGGUUCGACUACAUGCAGUCGCAAGGAGCGUCAAUGGACGAUCUUGACGAAUGGGCCAGAUAUUUUAGGAUCUCUGGAUUACUACAUUGUUCCGGUGGACCUGGUGCGUGGAUGGUAGGGCAAACCGGAGGCUCUGUUGGGUUUGAGCCAAAAAAGAACGUAUUGGCUGCGAUUGUGUCCUGGGUUGAGGAGGGAGCCGCACCCGAAGAGUUGGAGGGAACGAAGCUAUUCGAAGGGCUUCCAUUCGGAGGCGGUGGAUCUCCAAGGGUGGAGUUCACCCGACGACAUUGCAGAUACCCAAAGCGCAAUCGUUACGUCGGUCCCAGUCUGGAGCGUCGAGCGAGACACAAUAUCCAGAAUAAUGCACCGCGCUCUUCAGUUGCAACAGAGUGGAUUUGCGUCUGACCAAGGAUCAAUCUAAUAUAAGGAUGUUGCUCGCUUGCCAAGCAACGACGUUGGAGUGAAACGAUAUCAUUGGUGCUGCGAUCACGUUGCGUGUGGCUCCUCGGAGCGCACUCUUUUGACUAGCGGUUGGGCCUAAACCAUCGACAGCCUUGUCCAUUUCCAGUGCCUCGCCUAACCCAUUUCGAACGCGAUUGGCUUUAGUCUCUGAAGCCAGGAUAGUACAACCUGUGUCAAAAGCCUAGGCCGUGAAGAUCAUAGGAACUAGUUAGCUCAAGGAUCUGGACCAAAUUAAGUUAUAUCGCUACCAACUGUCGACUAUGCACCGUCAAGCGCGUUUGCCGACCACCGCUCCAGCUGCUCUCAUUACCAGCAGCAUUACAACUACGACGAGAUGGACUUUAGCAAUUCGUUUCUCGCAACAAGAUCAUCGCAGUCAAGGUAAGAAGGAGGUGUCAUUGCAGUCAAGCCUUGCGACAUUUAUCAAGACCACAAUCGCCACUUGUCGAGUGGCACUCCUGGAAUUUGUUCCGAAACGGUAUCGCGCCGGAUGCAGCACCCGAGCCUUGGCAUGCACGGCUUACGUCAAGGCUUGACGGCUUUGAACGAUGAUGGAUGGCAAUAGUUGAUGCUCUUCGUCGGUAUCUACGUCUACAUAUCUUGCUUCUCGCACGAUCCAAACACUCCCUUAUUCUAGCGGAGCAAGUUCGGCAAGGAAGCCAAUUUUCCCACCCCUGCUACAGCGCAGUCGCCGAAUCCGUUUGAAUAGCCCCCAGUUGAAAAUGUAGCACUACAAAAAGCGCUUACAGAAAUAGCGUCAAAGCCAGGAUAUCCC